Molecule: messenger RNA, 2613 nt
Organism: Penicillium maclennaniae
Lineage: Eukaryota; Fungi; Ascomycota; Eurotiomycetes; Eurotiales; Aspergillaceae
Gene: lreA
Exons: 4
Coding region: 1-2613 (870 amino acids)
Biological process (GO): regulation of DNA-templated transcription
Cellular component (GO): nucleus
Molecular function (GO): sequence-specific DNA binding; zinc ion binding; protein binding
Source: RefSeq, a predicted model, not a curated record
AUGGCGAACCCUCUGAACUUCUCCAUGGGCUAUCAUCGCGAUGACCAGGCUCGCGAUGAAGAUGAAAAUGCCCAGAUUUCUCACGAUCCCUCCUUGAUGAACUUCGGCAACAGUUAUGCCUUUAACACCCUGCUAUCCCAGAACGAUGACCUGUCCUUGCCGUCCUUCGACCGGACCGGACCCCAGGCCGACCUGGAGGGUCGUCUGUCCAACGUCAUGUUGACCUACGAUACCGACCCCAGUGGCGGGGUCUCCCUGCCGCUGAGCCUGGACGGAGUGAACGCCUUCGCCUUCGACGCACCCACCACCUACCCCGCGACAUCCCUGGGACUUGCCACCGCGCUAGAUCACUCUCACCUUCACAACUUCUCCCCCUUUAUGCAGACGCUGCCACAGGCGGGCCAGUAUCUUCAGCAACCGAAUGUUCUUGCGACCCACAAGGAUAACUACAAGACCGGUCCCAACUCGACGGGAAGCUUGGAGGAUACCGAUUUUGAGCGAGCGCGUAAACCGUCUCAGGCAUCUGCCCAGCGCACCACCCAGGAGCAGCACUUCCCACAAUAUGCACAGCAGGCGCCGUACCGGCCACCGCAGCCGGUGGCCAUCCAACCCAAGAAGCCCGCCGUCAUUAAAGAAGCACAUUCCCCAGGGCUGUCAACGCCCGAUGCUAGCUCGACAGAGCACACUGGCAUCUACUCAAACAGUGGUUUCGAUAUCCUUGGAGUUCUCAGCCGAGUGGUUAUGCGAUCCAACCCCAAGAUCAACAUCGGGGCGGUUGAUCUCUCCUGCGCCUUUGUGCUAUGUGACAUCACACGGGAGGAUCAACCGAUUGUCUACAUCUCCGAUGCCUUUGAGCGCCUGACGGGAUAUACUAAAGAUGAAAUUGUCGGCAAGAACUGUCGAUUCCUCCAGGAUCCUUAUGGUCAGAUUCAGCCUGGAAUGAAGCGGUCCUUCGUCGAUGGACAGACUGUGUACCGCCUGCGAUCGACCAUUGAUGAUCGCAGUGAAAUUCAGGCCAGCAUCAUCAAUUAUCGCAAAGGUGGACAGCCUUUUAUGAAUCUCAUCACCAUGAUUCCUAUUCAGUGGAACUCGGAGGACUGUCGAUUUUACGUUGGGUUCCAAGUUGAUCUGGUCGAGAAACCCGACGCCGUCACAAGGAGAAAUCCUGACGGCACAUAUAGCAUCAACUACCAGCGCGACCAGCUACCACAAUAUAUGGUGCCGCCGCCAGAUGUGUACAGAUUACGGCCCGAUCUGAUUACUCGGUUUGGCCACGACGAGGUCACUGCUAUCCUGAAUGCAGUAGGUGUGCCAGGCUCCGGAGUGUCACGACAGUAUCUGGACCGGAUUCUCGUUGAAAACGCUGACGACGUGAUACACGUGCUGUCCUUCAACGGUGAAUUCUUGUAUUUAUCGCCAUCAUGCCGAAGGAUCUUGGAAUUCGACCCGAUCGAGCUGGUUGGCAAGACUCUGUCCACUAUCUGUCAUCCAAGUGACAUUGGACCGGUGAUCCGCGACAUGCGGGCCAGCACGACCCCGGCACCCCUCAGCGUGGUGUACCGUAUUCGUCAAAAGUAUCAGGGAUACAUGUGGUUUGAGAGCCACGGUGCAUGGCACAUCGAUCCCCAACAGGGCCGCCGUUAUCUUGUCAUGACUGGCCGCCCGCGCCCAGUGUACUCACUGGACCAAAUUGCCCGUCUGGGAUCUUCUGCUGCCCUGGCUGAAAAUGAUGUCUGGGCCAAGAUCUCUUUGUCAGGCGUGAUUCUCUUUGUGACUUCCAAGUCGAAGCCAGUCCUGGGGCGUGCACCUGAGGAUUUGAUUGGCAAGGGUAUUCAGGAACUCAUGGAGCCAGACGACGACCCUAACGCCAUCACUGAUGCCCUAGAGGCAGCCGCCAGUGAAAAAGCCCAAAAGUAUAAGCCCGACGACCCUCCAUCAUUCCGACACCAGAUGCGGCACAAGAAGGGCCACGCACUGUCUGCGCACACCACCUUGUACGCGGGGGAUGGGGUGAACGGGAGCCGACCUUCGUUCCUUGUCGCUCAAAUUCGAUUUGCACGAACUUUCCCUCCUAGCUCUGCUGCCGUAUCUGCUGCCGUAUCUGCUGCCGUAUCUGCUGCCGAGGACGACGACGUGGCCCUCGUGCCCGGCACAGCUAAGCGGACUACCGCAGACCCCAACCCGCCUGGUCAACAUGCUGCCCUCGGGCAAAAAGUAUCUCGUCUCUCCACCCUCGUUGGCCUGAACGGAUUACCCACCGGGAAUCGCAGCCUCUCGCCUUCAGAUGUACCUGCCACACUCUUCACCGAGUUGAAUCCCACGCGCGCCUCUAAUUGGCAGAUUGAAUUACGAGAGCUAGAGAAGCAAAAUCGAACUCUGGCCGAAGAGUUACAGCGACUUCUGAGCCGACGUAAGAAGCGCAAGCGCAAGCAGAGCGCCAUCUCCGUGGAAAAGGCUUGUGCCAUGUGCGGGACCAAGAAUACUCCCGAGUGGCGACGAGGUCCCAGUGGCAAUCGCGAUCUUUGCAACAGCUGCGGGCUGCGAUGGGCAAAACAAAAUCGUGGGCAGCCUCGGCCUGCUGCACCGGCGACUGCACAAGUAAUUGCACGAUGA